Molecule: messenger RNA, 717 nt
Organism: Solanum tuberosum (potato)
Lineage: Eukaryota; Viridiplantae; Streptophyta; Magnoliopsida; Solanales; Solanaceae
Product: QWRF motif-containing protein 7-like
Exons: 5
Coding region: 1-717 (238 amino acids)
Biological process (GO): spindle assembly
Cellular component (GO): nuclear microtubule; cytoplasm
Molecular function (GO): microtubule binding
Source: RefSeq, a predicted model, not a curated record
AUGGACACGUCUAAGGACGUUAGUGAUAGUGGUGGUGAUCGUGGUGGUGUUACUAGCGUUUUAAAGUAUUUUAAACAGAAAAAAAUUUCGCCCAUACUAGAAGAAGAUUUUCAUCAGUAUCGUCUUAUGAAUAAUAGAUUAGUACAAUGGAGAUUUGUCAAUGCUCGUGUUGAGGCUUCUAUGGCUGCAAUCAAGAGGGUUGCACAGAAGAAGGUGUUCAAUGUAUGGUUAAGAAUUUCAAUUAUGAGAAAUUUCACAGCUGAGAAGAAAAUUGAAGUCCAAAAAAUGAAACAUGAUAUAAAAAUAAAUAAGAUUAUGAACUCUCAAAAUUGCUUACUUAGAGAGUGGCAAAGACUAGAGUUGAAAAAUUCUGAAGCUGUUGGAAGGGUAGCAAGAAAAUUAUCAGCAAUUUCUCUUUGUCUUCCACUUGUUGAUGGAACUGAGGCAAAAGUUAUGUCGAUUUACGAUGCUAUGAUCUCAGCAGAGGAAGUUAUGGACGGUAUACAGGAUUUUAUUAUGAAUAUGCAAUGGCAGAUUGAGCAGUCAUGUUAUCUGCUCACACAACUUAUAGUAAUUUUAAAGCAGGAGGAAGAGUUCUUGGAGGAGCUAGAGAGUCAUUUAAAAAUAGUUGAUUCUUUAGAGGUAGAAGAGGAAACCUUGAGAGUACACUGUAUCCAAUUGGCUAAGGAGAGGACAACAAGAUGGGAAGGAGCUUAA